Molecule: messenger RNA, 3875 nt
Organism: Macadamia integrifolia
Lineage: Eukaryota; Viridiplantae; Streptophyta; Magnoliopsida; Proteales; Proteaceae
Product: aminodeoxychorismate synthase, chloroplastic
Exons: 14
Coding region: 705-3548 (947 amino acids)
Biological process (GO): L-tryptophan biosynthetic process; folic acid-containing compound biosynthetic process
Source: RefSeq, a predicted model, not a curated record
UUUUCUGAUUUGUUGAUCCAAGAAAGAAUGGAAUGGGUUGGAUUUGAUUGCUUGCUUGCUUGUUUAUCUUGGUUCAUUGUUUUUAUUGGCACCCAUCAACGUAAACCAAAUGGGUUCUCAGAGAAAACUUGUUUUUCAUCCAUUUGCAUGCAAAGUGAAACCCAGAUUGAUUUUUGUGGAUUUUAAGUUAUGUUUUGCAUGUGUAGUUUGAAACAGGGAGGAAACUGUUGUGAAGAAAUGAUGGGUACUGGUUAUUUUCUGCUUUUAUUGGUCUAUGCUUAUUUAUGUUUGAUAAAAUGCUCCAGAAUUGAUUAUUGACAAAUGAAGAGGAAAAUCAGUUACAGUUUGUGUGUAGAUGGAUACCCAGUUGGAAAUUUGGUUUCAUUGAGUUUGUUAUAUCUACGUACCCUGUGUUCGAAACUUGUCUUCGCGGAUUCACCCACUAACCACCAACUGUCUUGCGUUUCGUAUGGUUACAAAGCGUUUCUCUUUAAGAUCUCUCCUUUACAGCUCACACAAGCUGUUUUGUUAUUGUUUAAUGUUUAUGGAAGGGCCAUCUGCAAUAUUGAAUCUUAAGUAGCUUCCUCUGUCCCAAAAAUGUGCGCUUCGGAGUCUUAUACCUUCAUACAGGUUGAUGCUAAAAGAAAGUAUAGAGGCAGUAGCGGUAUCUCUGAUCAAUUCAUCAUUUACCUCUGAAGAUAGAGAUGAAUUUUGGUUUGGUCUCACCAUCAUAUGUGAUCCCAUCCCCAUUUUCCACGGGUUUACAGAGCACAGAUGAGAAACUACCAAUAUCCAGAACUGUGGGACGGCUUGGUUGUUUCUCUAAGCAAGGUCAGCUUCAAGUUUUGAAUUGUGAUGAUAGAAAGGUUGGGGUCUCUCCUCAUUUGGUAAUUGGAUCAUUACAAGAAUCGAGUGUGGUAAAGAAGCAUCCAGGGGAUGAGGCAAAUCUAAGGUGCAAAGUCGUGAGGACGUUGUUGAUUGACAAUUAUGAUAGUUACACUUACAAUGUCUACCAUGAAUUGUCUGUCAUAAAUGGAGUACCUCCAGUGGUGGUGCGUAAUGAUGAGUGGACCUGGGAGUAUAUUCAGCAUCAGUUAUAUGAAGAGAAGGCUUUUGAUAAUAUUGUCAUAUCACCUGGCCCUGGAUCACCGGAAUGUCCUGCAGAUAUAGGAAUAUGUCUGAGGCUGCUGCUUGAGUGCAAGGACAUUCCAAUUUUGGGUGUUUGCCUUGGUCACCAGGCUUUAGGAUAUGUGAAUGGUGCUCGAGUUGUCCAUGCGCCUGAACCAGUCCAUGGACGUUUGAGUGAAAUUGAGCACAUUGGAGGUGGUCUUUUCAAUGGCAUCCCUUCUGGCAGAAAUUCCGGAUUCAAGGUUGUGCGAUAUCAUUCCCUAGUAAUAGAUGCUGAUUCACUUCCAGAGGAACUCAUUCCUAUUGCUUGGACCACUUCUAGGGACACACUUUCUUUUGUUGAUGCCCAGGACUCUAAUGUUAUUCCCAAUGCUUUUGUUGAUUAUUUUUCAACUAAUAUAAAGACAUCAUGCUCUUGGGCUUCCAAGAAUUCCAGAGGAAUGGGAGAUGGAAAAGUCGUUAUGGGCAUUAUGCACUUAGCCAGGCCUCAUUAUGGUGUGCAGUUUCAUCCCGAGAGUGUUGCUACCUCUUGUGGAAGGCAAAUAUUUGAGAACUUCAAGAAGAUAACGGAAGAUUACUGGUUGAGGUCAUCCCCAAUUAAUGAAAGAAAGGUUCACAGUAGUGGUAAACAGGAGCUAUUUCUAGAGAGACAAAACUUGGAAUAUUUUUGUGUGCUAGUUUCUUCCUGGGUUGAUCAUUAUCUAUCCAAACUACUUUCGGGCUGGCUGUCACCGGUGUCUCAUGAAAAUCAACUGUUCAAAAAAAUGCCUAAUGUUGACCUUAUAGCAAAGAAAGCAAAUGGAAGGAAUCCUUUCACUAUGUACAAUACAGUAAUGCUUGCACAUGAAAGGAUUGGAGCUAGAUUCUUGACAUUGAAGUGGAAGAAACUUAAUGGUCUGGCUAGUCAAGUUGGUGGCACCAGAAAUAUAUUCUGUCAACUGUUUGGAAAUCAGAAGGCAGAAAACACAUUUUGGUUGGACAGUUCUUCAAUAGAACAGAAUAGAGCACGCUUUUCAUUUAUGGGAGGCAAAGGUGGACCUUUAUGGAAGCAAGUCACUUUUAAGCUGUCAGAUCAAAGUGAUACAACUGCUAAAUGUGGAGGUAAUCUAUCGAUCAAGGAUUCUCAAGGUUUUUUGAGAAGCAUAUAUUUAAAAGAUGGUUUUCUUGAUUUUCUGGACAAGGAACUCCAAUCAUUUCACUGUGAGAGAGAAGAUUAUGAAGAAUUACCAUUUGACUUUUGUGGUGGAUAUAUUGGAUUCAUCGGGUAUAACCUUAAAGUUGAGUGUGGUGUAACAUCUAACCGUCACAAAUCAAGCUCACCAGAUGCAAGUUUCUUCUUCGUCGACAACUUUAUAGUAACAGAUCAUCUCUAUGAUGAUGUGUAUAUUUUGUCUCUACAUGAUAUCUGUCAGCCUGAAGGUUCUACAGCACAACUUGAAAGCUGCAGCACGAUAUCAUGGUUGGAGGAUGCAGAGAAAAAGCUUCUAGACCUAAAUUUUUUUACUUCAGGACAGUCGAAGAAGCAGACCUCACAGCAUGUGAUGUUGACCCCACAUAAUGCAGGCUUCCUCGCAGAGAAAUCUAGAGGUCAGUACAUCAAAGAUGUUGAGAAGUGUUUGGGGUUCAUCAAAGAUGGAGAAAGCUAUGAGCUAUGCCUCACAACUCAGAUGAGAAAGAAAAUUGAGGACAUAGAUUGCUUGGAGCUAUACCUUAAUUUACGAGAAAAAAAUCCAGCCCCCUAUGCUGCAUGGCUAAACUUUGCCACUGAAAGUCUAUGCAUCUGCUGUUCUUCACCAGAGAGGUUCCUACGGCUGGAUAAAAACGGCAUUCUGGAAGCAAAACCCAUUAAGGGAACCAUUGCUCGUGGUUCAACUCCGGAGGAAGACACAAUGCUCAAGCUGCGACUCCAACACAGCGAAAAGGAUCAAGCCGAAAAUCUAAUGAUCGUUGAUCUGCUAAGGAAUGACCUUUCUCGCGUCUGUGAACCUGGAUCAGUACAUGUCCCUAAGCUGAUGGAGAUGGAAUCAUAUGCUACUGUUCACACUUUGGUGAGUACAAUCAGAGGGAAGAAGCAAGAAAAUUUGAGCCCAGUCGACUGUGUUAGAGCCGCAUUCCCGGGAGGUUCGAUGACUGGUGCACCUAAGUUGAGAUCAAUGGAACUUAUUGAUUCUCUUGAAAGUUCUUCUAGAGGCAUAUACUCUGGCUCUAUAGGAUUCUUCUCUUGUAAUCAAACAUUUGAUCUGAACAUCGUGAUCAGAACAGUCGUCGUGCAUGAAGAUGAAGCUUCUAUAGGAGCUGGAGGGGCCAUUGUUGCUCUGUCAAACCCUGAAGAUGAGUAUGAAGAAAUGAUUUUGAAAACGCAAGCCCCAUUGAGAACCAUUGCAGAAUAUCAAAACAGAUUACAGUCUAAUCAGAGUUGAAUCUGAAAACGAAUCUUAUUAUGGGAAAAAAUUCCCACGCAGCCAAUGUUCCAUACGCCUUCUAACAGGGUUUUUUUUUUUUUUUUUUUUUUAAUAAAUAAUUUCUCUCUCCUCCCUUGACAUGUGGGCCCAUGUUGAUGAUACUGUUCCCUGUGCUGCCAUUGGUGUGCCGUGUGAGAGUCCUCUCCCACUGCUAGGUUGGGAACCCUCUCUUUUAUUAUUUAUUUUAUUUAUUUGUUAUACCAUUUCAUAUUUUAUUUUUUACAUUCUGCCAUUGUGAUCGAACAAUUGGAAAGAAAUAAAUCCAUUUGGGUACUUGUUUACCUC